UCAGGGGAUGACGACACUGUGUUGCAUUGGGCACUUGGGCUCAGCUGGUUUUUAUAUAUAAUUGUAAAAAUUGCACUCCCAAAAUCUUAGUAAUUGCAGUAUAUUGAGAAGCGAUCAUGGCUUCUGUGAGCACCGAUGUGAACAUGGUUUCUGCAGCCGAGGCUUCAACGGUUUCAACAUCAUCAUCAUCUGCCAUUAGAAAAGCUAAUAAGCGUUUGGAGAUCAAAAAGUGGAACGCUGUGUCUCUCUGGGCCUGGGAUAUUGUGGUGGAUAAUUGUGCUAUUUGCAGGAAUCAUAUCAUGGAUCUUUGUAUCGAGUGUCAAGCUAACCAAGCUAGCGCUACAAGUGAGGAGUGCACUGUGGCUUGGGGGGUCUGCAACCAUGCAUUUCACUUCCACUGCAUCAGUCGAUGGCUGAAAACCCGACAAGUAUGUCCAUUAGAUAACAGCGAAUGGGAAUUUCAGAAGUACGGUCAUUAAAACUCCGUGUCUUGAUCCUUGCUGUCAGUUUUUCUUGCUCUAAUGACAUUAAUUUGGAUACUCGAAGUAAUGCUACAACUAUACUUGAAGCAAGUCCAUUUGUUUGUGUACUGCAACACCCAAACUAGAUGCGCGCUCUUGUAUUACGAAUAUUAACGGGGGUGUAUUCGAUUGGGAUUUUAAUGCAUUGUUUUUAGUCUACGGAUUUUAAUGGAUUGUAUGGGAUUUUAAUUUUGUGCGGAUUCUUGAUGAAAUGUCGCAGAGUUGAUAGGAUUUAGGUACAAUGCUUCAAAAUCCCAUUGAAUUUGGUGGGAUUUCAAAAAACUUAAAAUACACUGAAGAAUGCCACAAAAUCCAUCAUUUUAUGAAAUGAAAAAAAAUCCAUCAGCAUUUGAAUACCAUCAGAUUUUAAUGGAUUUUAAACAAUCCCAAUUGAAUACCAUCGGAUUUUAAAGCAUAAUUUAAAAUCCCAAUCGAAUACCACCAGAUUUUGUAGCAUAAUUUAAAAUCCCAAUUCAAUACCUCAAGAUUUUAAUGGAUUUCAAACAAUCCCAAUCGAAUACCCUCGGAUUUCAUGAAUGCAAAAAAAUGCUUUAAAAUCCCAAUCCAAUACACC
Messenger RNA from Daucus carota subsp. sativus, 1095 nucleotides. RefSeq names its product RING-box protein 1a-like. Gene Ontology annotation, molecular function: ubiquitin protein ligase activity; cullin family protein binding; zinc ion binding. Gene Ontology annotation, cellular component: nucleus; cullin-RING ubiquitin ligase complex. The transcript is spliced from 5 exons. The record is from RefSeq and is a predicted model, not a curated record. The coding region runs from base 117 to 479 and encodes 120 amino acids. Gene Ontology annotation, biological process: ubiquitin-dependent protein catabolic process; protein ubiquitination. NCBI's taxonomy places the organism in Eukaryota, Viridiplantae, Streptophyta, Magnoliopsida, Apiales, Apiaceae.